Messenger RNA from Penaeus monodon (black tiger shrimp), 2941 nucleotides. RefSeq lists its product as uncharacterized. NCBI's taxonomy places the organism in Eukaryota, Metazoa, Arthropoda, Malacostraca, Decapoda, Penaeidae. Gene Ontology annotation, biological process: proteolysis. The record is from RefSeq and is a predicted model, not a curated record. Gene Ontology annotation, molecular function: protein binding; cysteine-type endopeptidase activity.
UCCCUCAGCAAGUGAACAGUGUGCAACAUAUUAAGGUGUUCAGAUAAAUACCUUCAGGAUUACUUGUGCGAGGAAGAAACUUAUUUGCGGGUUAUCGCGCAAAAUGAUUAGUAUUUGUGCUUAGUUAACAAUUACUGGAUUAUUGGGAAUGCACGACGAAGAAUAAUCUAAACAUUUAGUAGAAACUUAAAGGUCUCCAGAGCACGGAGAACAUCGCCUUCACAGCUAAUCCUUCUCAACGAACUUAUCCUUGGGGACAUGGCUGAUAAAACACCACCUUACAUUUCGGAAGAUUGCCUUCCCGUGGAGGAAGAGAGUGGUCUCCGAUCUCAAGUUGUGCGAACGAACUCAUUCUUCCGCCAGUCUCUACUGCGGGAAGUGUCAGAGAAUUCAUUGAUUUUGCUUCCCAGUGCAAAGAUCUCAAAUGAAGAUUUAACCAAAUGUAACAGUUACUCUUCCGAAUCGAAAGAAAAUUCGAACGUGACGUCGGACUCGCUAUUCAAGCUAAUAAGGCGAUGCAGUGGCAUGGAGAUGACUUCAGUAUCUGGAAAUAUGCUUAAUGAGCAGAUAGUCAAAAUGCCUAGCAAUCUGCCUACAGAUAUUUCUUUAGAGGAAACGUCAAGGGAAACGGCGCCUGAACUAUCGAAUGCAACCAUUUCCGCCAAAGAAGUGGAGAUUCUAUCAAGUCAAGCCCCGUCUAAAGAAUUCUCUCUUAAGAGGUCCAGGAACCUGUCAAGUGAAGGAGAAUCUAAAGCUUCAUUAGAAAAGAGAGCUAGGGUCUCAACAGAGGACGUUGGUACAGCAGAACAGGGAAAGGGAAGCUGCAUUAUUUCACCGCCUAUGUCACCAAUUACACAAGACAUGCUAAUUGAGGCUUCAUCAGAAGGAACUAUGACAGGAACAAAAGUAGAAUCCGGGCUCUCACAUGAAGAUAAGUCAGAAAGUCAAGCAGCAGAGAAAGAGGUAGUGAUAUCUGAGGCCAUAAUGACCAGUGAAAAAUCCACGGAUGCUCCAACUACAGGGUCUGAUAAAAUGUCUCAGAGUUGGUUAUCUGUACUAAAUCAGCUGCAGAAUACAUCCUCAGUGACUCUUGAUGAAGAAAAAACUUCAGAAGAUAAAUAUUCUGAAGGUGACAGAUGUCCAAUUUGUGGAAAAACAAAUUGCCCUUUAGAUCCUAAACGGGCAUCUGAAGUAAACCCUAUUUCUAUGCCCCAAAAGUCACUUAUUGGGAAACUAAAGUCUCCACGAAAGUCAAAGCAAACCAAGCCGAAUGUUAUGAUGGGGAAGAGGACGAAGACUCCUUCGAAACGUUACAUUAAUACCCGAAGUUCAACAAACCGACUGACUAAACGCAUCGCUAAUCACAAAACACUUCACGUCUUCAAGUUAAAGGGACAGCUCUUCAAAGCGGUGGAAGAUGGAGAUAUAGCUAGAGUGCAGGAACUAAUACAAGAUACAGGAUCAGCAGUGAGGAUAAACAAGACAAGAUGCACACUCCUUCAUGCUGCAUCGUCUCACAACCAACCGGAUGUGGUGAUGUUUCUGCUGAAAUUUAUCAGUCCAAAUGUUACAAACAAAUAUGGACAGACUCCAGCUCAUAUGGCCGCUGAAAAGGGUCACACACAAGUGCUGAAACUUUUAGCGUGUGACUCUGAUUUUGAAGCCGACAAACAGGAUAAUCAUCAUAACACAGUAAAAUCCCUGCUUGGUGGCCAUCUGUUCAAGGCAAUAUUAGAAGGAAAGAAGAAAGAAGCAGAAAAGCUUGUGGAACUUGGUGCAGAUCCAGACAGUCACGGUGGAAAGCUGGUGAACGGGCUGUUGGCACGAGAUCUUGGAGUCACUACACCACGCCUCUUGGCCAAUGCCCUAAAUACGGAAUGGGCUAUUACCAUGUUUGCAAAGAAAGCAAGAAAUGAUAAGAGAACUGAUGAAAAUAGCUUUCUAACAUCAGCCGCCUCAAACUCGAUACAACUUAAAGUGACCACACGACAGUUUCACGUGAGACAUGCAACGGCAAUGCAAGGAGGUACUGAUGUGUACAAGAUGGACAAAGAGUCACGAGGUUUUGUUCGCAUCUUGGACUUCAGUUCUUUUAAGGACAGAUCCGACCUGAACCUUCAGCAACUCGACUACGAUGCUCGCAUUAUGUCAGAUGUAUUUGACAAAAUGGGAUACGUGUGUAAAACACACUCGUCACCCACGGCUCAGCAAACGAAGGAAGUCUUUAAAAAUAUUCGGAAUGCUGAUGAGCUGACAGACGUCGGAUGUGCUAUAUUUGUCAUUUCUGGUUAUAGUAUAAAUGGCAGGAAGAUUCUUACGUCUGACAUGAAAUCUGUAGAUAUCGACUACAUCUUAAAUCUCUUCAAAGAUUCCCAAUGUCCUCAACUCAAAAACAAACCCAAACUCUUCAUCUUUAACUUGUACAACCUGAGUGAAGUUAUCACGACUUCAAACAGUGAAACUUUUAAAGUGAAGAGGUUGACAGAUCCCCUUAAUGACAUGGCUUGUAUCUAUUCCAACAACAUUGGUCUCAACUGCAUCCCGAAUGGGAAAGGAACAGCCUUCAACUGGUGUUUGUGUCGCACUUUGGCAAAUCAUGCUGCUGACCAGGAACUUUGUGAUUUUUACAGAGAAUUCCUGAAAGAGUACAAUGAGAGCUCUCCUAGUUUCUCACCUGAAUUGAGGUACUUUGGCUUCACUAAGAAAUUUUUCUUUAAUCCUUUGUAAAUUUAAUGAGAUCCUCUAUGAAGCAAGUUUUUAUCUGAUUUAUACACCAUUAAUUCAAGAGAUUUGCAAUGGCAUGUUAAUUGAGGUACUUAAAUUUUAAUUAUUAUUUAAAGAAAAUUUCUAGGCAAACACUGAUGUUAUUUCGAUAAAGAACUCGGAACAAAAUUUUUGAGCUGCAUCUCUUAUUUUGUGAAUUUCUAUAUUCACAUACCUU